AUGACACGAUCUGUAGACCAUGACAGACUUGCAACCCCCCGGGGGACAGCGAUCCAGGACAGCGAAAACCUUGCAGGGCCCACCAUGGCGGCUCUGGCCCCGGGGGGCAUGUCCCCGGAUUCAUGUCCCCGGACGGACAGACCAGACAUGUCGCGGCUUAGGCGACAUUCGUCUCGCCUUCCUAGCGUCCUAGAGUCCACCGAUGCGCCAAAUGUUUCUGAACUCAUGCACACUCAGAAAAGCUACCGCAAGUACGGCAGUCUCUUAAGGACAGGACACAUCCUGAUAACGAAAUCGAUCUAG
Volvox carteri f. nagariensis is the source of this 303-nucleotide messenger RNA. RefSeq lists its product as uncharacterized. Lineage: Eukaryota; Viridiplantae; Chlorophyta; Chlorophyceae; Chlamydomonadales; Volvocaceae. The transcript is spliced from 3 exons. Bases 1 to 303 code for a protein of 100 amino acids. The record is from RefSeq and is a predicted model, not a curated record.